AUGACUUACGCACAGUUUAAAGAUCUGUGUUCGACAUGCUGGAACGGUGAUAAGUAUAGGUUUCUCGUGAUCGACAAGGACAGCGACCUCGACGGCGUAGCGUUUUGGAUAGACAAACACAACAUGCAACGCAGAAAACUUCAGGAACAAAAAGACGUCUUACGUCAAACCGCUAAAGCUAGCGAUGCGAUUCUCAAAAAGCAUAGAAUGAUAAAAUUGGGUAGAGAGAACGUCGAACAGGCGACGAGUGAGGUUUCGAAACCGGUAGUGACUCUACUGCAGAAACUAGUGACUGCACUUCGGCCGGAGCAUAAUCUCAUUAAAGACGAGAUCAAGGAUGAAAUAAAGCAAGACGUAGGAGCGGAUGAUACGAUUAGAUCCGCUGAUGAAUCCUUCAAGUCGUUAAACAAUGAUUUUUUCGAGGGAGUCGAUGAUGAGCAAGUAGAAAAUGCAGACGAAGAAGAAGAAGAAGAAGAAGAAGGUAAACAUUAUCUCGAUAUGAUGCUAUCGAAUCAAGGAAAACAUCUGGAUACCGCCUAUGGUGUCCGUAAAGUCGCCAAGAACCCGUACUUGAAAAUUACGGGUUUGAUAGAACUCUUGUUCAAGAAGGUACCUGACGGGACUAGUGUAACUCAGGAUGACUUGGACAAUUACAAAAACAUUAUUUUAACGACGAAUGCACAUAGAAAGUACUAUAAACCUGAUGGUGCAAUUCGUAAAAGCAAGAGUUUCAAAUUUCAUAACGUUACUGCAAAACUGAUCGAACAGCCCUCUGUAACAGGCAAAGGUAUAGUAUCAUGGUACAUGAUCGCUACUAAGGACGGACGAACGGAUUACGUGUACUGGGACGACCCCAACGAACUGGUGGACUACCUUCGUCUGAUCCUUGCGUCUCAGGAAGAUGGUAACCCCAGUCACUCGAACGAAAUCCUACCGAUUAUCAAAGAAUUGCGCGAGGCGGUCAGAUUCAAAUUCACUGCUGCUGGACACUACGACAUCGAUAACAAGAGGCUGUGCAACGUUGCCGAUGCCGAGGAAGAAAACGAUGCUGUGACCUUGAUCUGA
Messenger RNA from Cephus cinctus (wheat stem sawfly), 1065 nucleotides. RefSeq lists its product as uncharacterized. Lineage: Eukaryota; Metazoa; Arthropoda; Insecta; Hymenoptera; Cephidae. The record is from RefSeq and is a predicted model, not a curated record. The transcript has 4 exons. Bases 1 to 1065 code for a protein of 354 amino acids.